Amblyraja radiata (thorny skate) is the source of this 4423-nucleotide messenger RNA. RefSeq lists its product as uncharacterized. Bases 167 to 1240 code for a protein of 357 amino acids. The transcript is spliced from 4 exons. NCBI's taxonomy places the organism in Eukaryota, Metazoa, Chordata, Chondrichthyes, Rajiformes, Rajidae. The record is from RefSeq and is a predicted model, not a curated record.
GCACAGAUUUUGCUGUUAGUUACUGGCUGUGGGGUUGAAGUUACUGAGUCGUCCUCCAUCCACCAUUUGGAUCUAUGCUUUCUCUGGCAGCCUAGAGACCACCCUGCACUGGAGGAGAAAGUGAAUUUUAAUUAAAGGGCAUCCUAGCAGGACUGAACAAGCAGCCAUGAGCAACGAGUGUGAACUGUACGAGAAGAAGUUUAAAGAUGUGACCCUGCACCAUUUUCGAGGGGGACUCUCCGCUCUCCUCAACUUUGCCAACUACGUCAAUGCCUAUGGGUACAGGGAUCUGGAGGAGUCGGAAUGCACCGAGAUCAAGACGGUGCUGGAGACUGCCCACAAGGCGAUGACCAAAGCUGAGGAUGCGGCCGGAAGUUUUAUUGAGUCGCUGAUGAAGGACACCCUGCAGCUGGCCCUGGACUUCGACAAGGUCAAGUUGAAAAGGAAAAACCUGAAGGAGAGCCUGCAGGCCAAGAAGUACGAGAUGAUGUUAUUGGAGAACCAGAGGUUCCAGGUCAGCGACCAGCUUCAGGCCGCCAGAAUGUCCCUGCAGCACACAGAGAACGCCCUGAACGCCGCUGAAGUGAGGAAAGGAGAGAAGACAACUGGCAGGGACAUGGGGAUCGGCCUGAUACUGCUCGCUCCUUGUGUUGAUGGCCACAACACUGGGAAAGUAGUUGUGGAAGACUCACCCAGUGACCCCAGCUGGAGAAUGCACAGGUUUCCUCAGGACCCGCUGAGAACGACAGCGACAGGGAUCCCCAUGACAGUCGACUACAACAAAGAGCUGAAGAGCACGAGGAAACUGUUGAGGGAUGUCGAGAAACAGUUGUACAAACUCAAGGACACCGUCAAGGAGAAGGAAGAGGAAAUGACGAAAGGCAACAGUCAGAUCCUGGAGAAUAGCAAGGAAACCAAAAUGUUGAAGGACAACUUAGCCCAGACAGAGAUCGAGGUGGAAAGAAUGCAGAUGGUGGUUGGGGCCCUGAAUGACACCAAGACCAAACUUAAGUUCUGUUACAACUAUCUCUAUGGUCUCCAAGGACUUGUGGAGGUGUUGUAUCAGAGCAGUGAGGAUAUAUACAGCCUGGAUCCCAUCAAGGAGGCAAUAGAGGACACUUUGAUAGCCAUCCAGCAGCCAAACUCCCACAAUGAGUUGUUAACCUGCAAUGUAGAUGUCCAGAAGGUAGCCACAGGUCUGAGAGCAAUCCAAUAUCAAAUAGACAGGAAGCGAAUCUGACAGCUCAGCUUGGGCCAAUCCCACCACCGCCCGCUGACUCUUCAUCAACCGAUGGGUGUGGAAUAAGAAAGGUGGUGUGUCCCAGUGGGGAGAAACCAGGAGCAAUUCUCACACUGUCAGGUUUGAGGGAACUAAUUUACUAAAUUUCAAACGAUAAAUAUUUGGCGAAAAAGAGAAAAUCUUUCAGGGCUGCGAAAUACGAACUAAGGGUGUGGGAUAGAUCAGUAUGGACACAAGAAAAUAAGAGCAGCAGUAGGCCACUCAGCCCCUCAAGCCUGCCCCAUCUUCAAUAUAAUUACCGCUGACUUGUACUGGUCUCAAUUAUUCUGUGCCAGUUCCCCAUACCCCUCAAUUCCUCAAUCUUAAAAAUAUUUAUCUCGCUCCACUUUCAAUAUAAUCAAAUGAUUUGGAGCUCCAAAAGGCUGGAACCUAUCCAGUGGGCCAAAUGGACUUGUUCAAUGUUGGUAAACUCCAUUGGAUGUGUUAAAGCAAUUGAUUGGGACAAUGUCAUGUGCACACUCACCGCAGAUAGCUGCAAGAACAGAGCAGAUAGCCUUGAGGCAACCAGGUCCAUCUACUGCAGGGUUUUUGCAGUCUUCCAGGCAAGUCCCUGGCUACAGCAUGGGCUGCAGAGUUUAGGGUUGCCAACUGUCCCGUAUUAGCCGGGACAUCCCAUAUAUUGAGCUAAAUUGGUUUGUCCCAUACGGGACCGCCCUUGUCCCGUAUUUGACUGCUACUACUCGGGUUGAGGGGACUGUCAGGUCGGAGCGCCCGUCCGGCCCUGCCUCACCCGUCCCGAUUUAGUGCAGCCCAUGGAGUGCAGCAGCAGCGCCUCACCCAUGGCCCCGUCGAUCAGCAGCCGCCUACACUUACCGCCAACACCAUCACUCCUCAGUUCAUGAGUUGGAUGGUGUGCCGGACUUUGCGCGGCCCCUGUGCCCAGGCCAAAACUCCUCAGCUGGCCCGCCGGGUGGGCUUUGUGUGCAGUCCAGCACCCAGGCCAACUCAUCGUUCAACCAGCCAUGGCUGUGUCGGUCAACGAAUUGCCGUUGGGAAUCGGUCCCUUAUUUUGACCUUUUGUUCCUUAUUUAGGAGUGAGAAAGUUGGCAACCCUACCAGAGUUCAGACUGAGUCAGUAGAGCCUCCAGAAGCUGAAUGCAGCCAAGUACACCAUUAAAUCUGCAGUUAGCUUUGUUCACCCACCAACCUUCACCAACUUCUUCAGAAUCAUCUCAGGGUUAGUCAAGCUUCAGCCUGAGAGAAAAGCUUUGUCACGACAGGGAAGUUGAAUUAUCGGUGUCAGGUUAUAGCAGGCGAAGGUGAGACCUGCAUCUUUCACUACCCACAGCCAUUGAGUGAUGAAAAGCAGCUUCCCCGUCCUUCAAUGUUCAUCUCGCUGUCAAUGAUUCCUCCUCUCGGGGACCUGGGAUUAUUUUUGCGUGCCCGUAGAAUUACACAGCACAGAAAUAGGCCCUUCGGCCCACCAUGCCUAUGCUGACCAUCACACACCCAUCUAUAGUAAUCCCAUUUACCAGCACUUGGUCUAUUCUUUGGAGAUUCCUCUCAAUAUUGCAAGGGUAUUGCUGGCCUGUUAUGCCAGAGAUAGCUUCUAAUCCCUGGUCUGGCUGCUAGUGCUUGGUGCACUAUGGGCUCCCAUCACCUUGACCCACUCAUUCACCAACCUAGCCCUGCCAUCUGCAGCGUCUAGGGAGUAUGAAAGGAGGGGUGCUGGACUGACAUAAAUCCCCAUGUGCCAUCCGUCUAAUGGAACAGCACGCAGUGACUGCCCUGAUUUUACCUCCUUCCAGCCACACCUGAUGUAUUCAUGACCACUAGAAUGGUAAUGAGAAAUUAAACCAGUGUCUGCACCAUAUAACCACAGGCAGGUGAAUCCACGGUCUGAUGCCUUCCCCUUGGACCCCAUAUCCACUUUAACUCAGGAGCAGUGGGAGGGCAGAGGGCCUAAUGUGAAUCCAGUUUCCCAGCGAACCCUGAGGUGCAGGAGGGCACACCCAGUCCUCCCCACCAUGAGAAUCCCAUGUCCCCUGCUGCAUACCACAUUGCGGGAACUUGCUGUGUACACAGGAGUUCUCCUGCUGCCUGCAGUCUAACAGACACCACAAUUCAGAAUGUUCCCAAGUGCAAAGAGUGUCAUAUAUCCUGAGCCCAUGGCAGGUUGCUAUCAAAAUUCAGGUACUUGUUUUAAGCAGAGAUUACGGGCUGAUAGGUCCAUAGUUUGACCCCAAAUGGGUGCAGAUGGCAGGAACUCAGUGAAGCUCUCAAUAAAUGGGCCAACGUUCCAGCAUUGAUUCCUGCAUCCCAGACUGCAUCCUCCCACACCCUCGCCCCACUUCCUCCUUUGCGCUUUUUUAAAUCUUCCUUAGGUGGCUCGGUGGCAAAUAUUACUGGAUACUCGCUUCUGCAAAUCUCAUUUUUAAUUGUUAAAUAUUGAAUUGUAAUUGUACUUGCUCAAUUAUGUUGUCUUUUGAGGCCGCACAUUCCAAGUUAAACAGGAUCUGCGGUUCUCGAUCUGUUUUGUGGACCAAUCUCGCUACGAGAGAGUUUCACUUUGACAUCGCCAGGAGCGGUGAUGACCAAAGAUUGGUGGAGGGAAAGGUGUUUAUGUUGUUGACUAUACAAAACUCAAAAUGAUUGUAAAAUAAUUAUAUUUUUAUUACAAUACUUGGUUGCCAGUUGUUGGAGACAUGAGCCAGUUGAAGAGAUACUGAACAUAAAUGACAACUUUUAUAUCUUUAUAGAAUUAUUCCCUGACCUUGAUGUUGUUGACUUGUGUUAAGUAGCGAUGUGUCACAGUCUAACCUGCCCCAAUAACGGCCAUUAGUGUUGGUCAAAGACCAACAAUCCCAGGGCUAACAGGUUAGUCUGGUAAAUGUGCUGAGUUAGUUCAAGUGACUCUGAUACCACAAACAGCUUAAUGUUUGAUCGGGGCUUACUGGCCACCAGUGCCAUUCUUAUCCUCACAAUUAACAACAAGGGACACAUCCCAAACACUUUGUGGCUGAGAUUUAAAGUCUGAGGAUAGUAAUGUUCCGAUAACUGGUGUACAUUUUACUCAUUACUGAUUUGUUUCAUUGCACCUAUUUGUAGAAAAAGAGCUUGAUUUUCAUUGCACAAAGUUUCUGCACCUUAUGUUACACGUUCAAUAAAGAAUGCUGGAAUAAU